AUGAUUCAACUAAAGACAUUACUCAACUGCAUCGACAACUCCGGCGCCUCAGUCGUCGAGUGCGUGAACGUCCUGAAAAAGAAGCGGGCCGCGACAAUCGGUGACCGCAUAGUCGUCGUCGUCCAGAAACAAAGGGCCGCCGGCUCCGAGGGCUCCGGCACCGCCCUAGCCAACAAGGUCCGUCGCGGAGAUAUUCGACACGCCGUCAUCGUGCGCGUCAAGAAAGAGCUGCAGCGCGUUGAUGGAACCGUCGUUCGAUUCGGUGAUAAUGCCUGUGUGUUGGUGAACAAGUCUGGUGAUCCCAUCGGGACAAGAAUGACCGGAGUCGUUGGUCAGGAAUUGCGCGAUAAGCAGUGGUCUAAGAUCUUGUCGCUUGCACCUGUGAACGUGUAA
This is a messenger RNA of Penicillium cosmopolitanum, 393 nucleotides long. RefSeq names its product mitochondrial 54S ribosomal protein uL14m. The record is from RefSeq and is a predicted model, not a curated record. Gene Ontology annotation, cellular component: mitochondrial large ribosomal subunit; ribosome. Lineage: Eukaryota; Fungi; Ascomycota; Eurotiomycetes; Eurotiales; Aspergillaceae. Gene Ontology annotation, molecular function: large ribosomal subunit rRNA binding; structural constituent of ribosome. Bases 1 to 393 code for a protein of 130 amino acids. Gene Ontology annotation, biological process: translation. The transcript is spliced from 4 exons.